This is a messenger RNA of Cornus florida, 1027 nucleotides long. RefSeq names its product probable glutathione S-transferase. Gene Ontology annotation, cellular component: cytoplasm. Lineage: Eukaryota; Viridiplantae; Streptophyta; Magnoliopsida; Cornales; Cornaceae. Bases 74 to 754 code for a protein of 226 amino acids. The transcript is spliced from 2 exons. Gene Ontology annotation, biological process: glutathione metabolic process. The record is from RefSeq and is a predicted model, not a curated record. Gene Ontology annotation, molecular function: glutathione transferase activity.
CCAUUUUCCAUCAAACCAUAUUGAAAAUUCAAGGGAUAUAAAAGUAGGAAGGACCUAGCUAUCACAGUUUGCAAUGGCAGAACUGAAGCUUUUCAGGACAUGGUCAACUCCAUUUGCCCUGAGGAUCAUUUGGGCACUGAAACUUAAGGGCAUAGAAUACGAAACCAUAUUUGAAGAUCUUACCAACAAGAGCCCUUUACUUCUCCAGCACAAUCCUGUGCUCAAAAAGGUGCCAGUGCUGGUGCAUGAUGGAAAAGCGAUUGCAGAAUCGCUUGUAAUUCUUGAAUACAUCGAGGAGACAUGGCAAAACACUCCCAUAUUGCCAAAAGAUCCUUAUGAGAAAGCCAUGGCGCGUUUCUGGGCUAAAUUCAAUGACGACAAGCUUUUGCCAUCAGUAUGGCAAGUUUUGCGCACACAAGGGAAAGAGCAAGAGGAAGCUACAGCUGCUUUUAUGGAGAACCUUAAAUUCAUAGAAGAAGUGCUAAGAGGAAAAAUUUUCUUUGGUGGAGAGACUAUUGGAUUUCUAGACCUUGCAUUGGGUUGGAUGGCUAAUUUGGUCAGUGUAUUUGAAGAGGUAAUAGGUUUUAAGUUGGUAGAUUCAGAAACAUUCCCAUUGAUAUUCUCCUGGAUGCAAAGCUUCUCAGAUGUUCCAAUUAUCAGAGACAACUGGCCGCCUCGAGACAAGCUGAUUACCAGGUACCAAGUUAUAUAUAUGAGAAAUACCUUGCAGCUACAGGCUACAGCACCAAAAUGAACCAGUUCGCAAGGCCCUGCACGAACCUUCAACGUUCCUGCAAUCACAUGAAUGAAGAUCACAUGAGGCAUACCCAAUCUCAAAGUGAUGUUUGUUUGCGAGGCAAAGUUCCUAGUAAUUGCUUCUGGGAGUUGUGCCUUCUGUUUGUUUAUUGUUUUUUUUUUCCCCCGCAAUGUUUUUAAUAAUAAAUGGGUUGUGUUUAACCCAUUUAAUAAGCAGAUGAGUUGUGACAUUUUUCUUUCAUCAAUGAACAAAUUACAUGACUCUUUAUCA